Dovyalis caffra is the source of this 210-nucleotide messenger RNA. The record is from the annotation of a GenBank genome assembly. Lineage: Eukaryota; Viridiplantae; Streptophyta; Magnoliopsida; Malpighiales; Salicaceae.
AUGGCUGCUAUUGCCUGUAGAUUAACAAAUCCUUACUUCAAGCUGAACUUCGUUUUACCGUCACUUGAAGCUAAGGAUGACAAUGAAUCAAUUGACGUCCAGGAUUCCAGGAUUGAUAUUAAGCAGAACCCAGAACCUGGAACACAAACCCAGAGGAUGAACACCAAUCCAGAAAAGGUAAGAAUAACACCAACGGCUGCCCAGAAAUAG